Rhizoctonia solani is the source of this 282-nucleotide messenger RNA. RefSeq lists its product as uncharacterized. Bases 1 to 282 code for a protein of 93 amino acids. The transcript is spliced from 2 exons. Lineage: Eukaryota; Fungi; Basidiomycota; Agaricomycetes; Cantharellales; Ceratobasidiaceae. The record is from RefSeq and is a predicted model, not a curated record.
AUGUCGCUCCGUCAGGCACCAAGUCAGCCCGCAGCGGACGAAUCAGACAUGCACAUCAGGAGGAUGGUCGAGGAGGCGAUAGAGAUGGAUUACGGUAAGGGCCGAUACUCUUGUGUAGGAGAGGAACGUCGGCUCGAAAUGCCGCGCCUAGCUCACGCUUUCAGGUCGCGUCUCGACCGACUUCAUUUCCGCUCCUCGUUUCUCAUGACGCUUUUGAAGAAUUUGGACGCAGGACGAUGUGCUGGCCUGCCUGCGCCGCACACCCGUUCACCCAACCACUGA